CUUGCUCUCAGCAUUCAUCACAUCUCAUACUAUUAAGCUCACGCAAAAUGGCAGGCACUAAACUGGCAGCCCUAGGUUUCAUUGUCCUCUUGAGUAUGGGGUUAGCUAAUGCGACAAGGGUGGCUAGGUACUCUAGUGCAGGAGGAACUGGUACGGGCGAGGGUGGUGGUGGUGGAUAUGUGAGUGGCGCUGGCUCUGGGUCCGGUAGUGGUGCUGGGGCCGGUGAGAGUAGUUCUAGUGGAGUGUCCGCAACUGCAGGAGGUGGAGGCGGAGGUGGCGGUAUUAGCAACAAUGGCGGCUUUGGGUCUGGUGGUGGAUCUGGCUCAGGUUCAGGCUCUAGCCAGUACACUGAAGGCUCAUACUAUGGGUAUGGUGGGUAUUCUAACGCUGGUGGUAAUGGAGGUGGUGGUGGCGGAGGACAAGCGGGAGGUUACCCUGGGUCUAGCGGUCAAGGUGGUGGCAGUGGAACCGGCUCUGGCUCUAGCGAAGCUGGAACAUACUGGUAUGGACCAAGUUACGCAAAUGCAAAUGCCAAUGGCAACGGUGAAGGAAAAGGCACUACUCAGAAUGGUGGCAGUGGCGGUGGUCAAGGUGGUGGAACUGGCUAUGGUAAUGCAAACCCUUAGAAGUUCCACCUUCGAAAAGAUGGAGCCCAACCUAUGUUUUUUUUUCAAAUGUUGUUGCAUUAGAAUUUUCCUUGCUUUCUUUUAUUUGUAUCGCAAUGUGUGUGCUAGGUUGUGUUUAAUCAAGCAAUAAAGGGCUCCGUCAUUGUUCAAGUGAACACAAAAA
This is a messenger RNA of Panicum virgatum (switchgrass), 789 nucleotides long. RefSeq names its product putative glycine-rich cell wall structural protein 1. The record is from RefSeq and is a predicted model, not a curated record. Bases 48 to 626 code for a protein of 192 amino acids. The transcript has a single exon. Lineage: Eukaryota; Viridiplantae; Streptophyta; Magnoliopsida; Poales; Poaceae.